This is a messenger RNA of Fragaria vesca subsp. vesca, 1854 nucleotides long. RefSeq names its product nitrate transporter 1.4-like. Gene Ontology annotation, molecular function: transmembrane transporter activity. The record is from RefSeq and is a predicted model, not a curated record. Gene Ontology annotation, biological process: transmembrane transport; oligopeptide transport. The transcript is spliced from 7 exons. NCBI's taxonomy places the organism in Eukaryota, Viridiplantae, Streptophyta, Magnoliopsida, Rosales, Rosaceae. Gene Ontology annotation, cellular component: membrane. Bases 1 to 1854 code for a protein of 617 amino acids.
AUGGGGAGGCAGGUAGCAGGCAAUGAGGAACUAUACAAGGGAGUAAUACGAGUGCUCAGCCCUCAUGGUCAGGAGUCAGGACUGCUUGUAAUAGUUUCUAAAAUGGGUGCUUUUUGGGAGGAGAAAAUGAGUUGGACUGCGGCGGAUGCUGUGGACUACAAAGGGUUUCCUGCUGAUAAGUCCAGAACUGGUGGUUGGGUUUCCGCAGCGCUUAUACUAGGAAUUGAAAUAUGUGAAAGGCUAUCAACUAUGGGAAUAGCAGUGAACCUGGUGACGUACCUAGUUGGGACAAUGCAUUUGCCAAGCUCAACUUCAGCAAAUAUUGUCACAGACUUUGCAGGCACAUCCUUUCUUCUCUGUUUGCUAGGAGGAUUCUUAGCCGAUUCCUUCCUUGGCAGAUACAAGACCAUUGCAAUCUUUGCUUCAAUACAGUCAUUGGGCAUAGUUGCACUAGCAAUAUCAGUAAAAUUGCCGCAGCUGCGCCCACCUCAUUGUGACAUUACUGCUGCCAACAACGACUGCCAACAAGCCAAUGAGUUCCAAAUGGGAUUUCUUUACUUGGCUUUAUAUAUGAUUGCAUUAGGGAUUGGCGGGCUGAAAUCAAGUGUUUCAGGAUUUGGAACAGAUCAAUUUGAUGACAAAGAUGACAAAGAGAAAGCGCAGAUGGCCUAUUUCUUUAAUAGAUUUUUCUUUUUCAUUAGCACUGGAACCUUGAUGGCAGUCACAGUCCUUGUUUACAUACAAGACCAAGUGGACAGAAGCUUGGCCUAUGGAAUAUGUUCCAUUUCCAUGUUCAUAGCCAUCUUGGUGUUUUUCUCGGGGACUAAAAGAUACAGAUAUAAGAAAAGCACAGGAAGUCCCAUAGUUCAGAUUUUUCAGGUUAUUGUGGCUGCUGUAAGGAAGAGAAAGAUGCCACUUCCAUUCGACGUUGCCUUGUUGUAUGAGAAUUAUCCUGAAGCUUCAAGAAUUUGUCACACUGAUCAGUUCCGUUUCUUGGACAAGGCAGCUAUUGUGGCAGAAGAAGAUUUUGAGAGAAAUGCACCUGCAGGUUCUCUUCCGAACCCAUGGAAGUUAUGCUCAGUUACAAGAGUGGAGGAGGUGAAAAUGAUGGUGAAACUACUUCCAAUAUGGGCCACAACCAUCAUGUUUUGGACAGCAUAUGCACAAAUGCUCACCUUCUCAGUAGAACAAGCAUCUACCAUGGAAAGGUCCAUCGGAAAGUUUCAAAUCCCAGCUGGCUCUCUCACAGUCUUCUUUGUGUUAGCCAUAUUGAUCACACUGGCUGUUAAUGACCGUAUCAUUAUGCCUGUUUGGAAGAAAUGGAAAGGCCAACCAGGUUUCACCAAUCUACAGAGAAUUGCAAUAGGCCUUGUCCUAUCGACUCUGGGAAUGGCAGCGGCAGCACUAACUGAGAAGAAGCGGUUAUUAGUGGCUAAAGGCAUGAAAACUAUGAGUACAGGUGCUCUUCCUAUUAGUGUGUACUGGUUAAUCCCACAGUUCUUCCUUGUGGGUUCUGGUGAAGCUUUCAUCUACACUGGCCAGCUCGAUUUCUUCAUAACUCAAUCACCAAAAGGAAUGAAAACUAUGAGCACAGGGCUCUUCCUGAGCACCAUAGCACUAGGCUUCUUUGUCAGUAGCUUCUUGGUUUCGAUCGUGAGGAGGUUCACUGGAAGCAAAGAUGGGCAAGGAUGGCUUGCAGACAAUAUCAACUAUGGAAGACUAGACUGUUUCUAUGGACUUUUGAGCGUUUUAAGUGUCAUAAAUUUUGUAGCAUAUCUUGUUUGUGCAAGGUGGUACAAGCCAAGAAAACCUACCAAACCAUCUAAUGGUUCCUCUGCUGAGGAUAAGUGUUAG